Miscanthus lutarioriparius is the source of this 2472-nucleotide messenger RNA. NCBI's taxonomy places the organism in Eukaryota, Viridiplantae, Streptophyta, Magnoliopsida, Poales, Poaceae. The record is from the annotation of a GenBank genome assembly.
AUGGCUUUUCUCAAGCUGUCUCUAGUGUUCUGCUCUAUUCUUACUUUUCUGAGCUUGAACUGUGGUCCAUCUCAUGUAUUUGCCAAGGUUUAUAUGGUGGUGAUGGAGGAUGACCCAGUCAUUUCUUACAAAGUGAACCGCAAGCAUGUAGUGAGAGGCGAGGAAGCUCAGAAGUACAAACGGGUGGCCACAACAAAGCAUGACAGCUUCCUGGACUCAUUUCUCCCAGUGGGAUCUUACAAGAAACUAUACAGUUACACUCACUUGAUUAAUGGAUUUGCUCUCCAUGCUGAAUCUGAGAAGUUAGUUAGAAUUCUUAGUGGUGCAAAAGGAGUUAGACUUAUCCAAGAAGACAUCAAAAUGGCCAAGAUGAUCACACAUACACCAAGUUACAUUGGAGCUAGUGCAGUCUGGCCGCUCCUGGGUGGUGCUGAGAAUUCCGGUGAUGGGGUGGUGAUUGGCAUGAUUGAUACCGGGAUUGACCCUAAGAACCCAAGCUUUGCUAUCAGUAACACGUCAAGCCAAGCGAAACCACCACCGGCUAGUUUCAAAGGAAUAUGUCGUACUGGGAAUAGAUUUCCUCCAGAUUCAUGCAGUGGUAAGAUAGUGGGAGCUAGGUGGUUUGCACGUGCUGCCCAAGCCACUGGGGAGUUCAAUGCUACAAUUCACUAUGAAUCUCCUUAUGAUCCAGAUGGUCAUGGCAGCCACACCGCAUCGAUUGCAGCUGGGAAUUUCCAUACGCCACUAGUAUCCAGAGGCUACAACUUUGGGUAUGCAAGCGGCAUGGCCCCUGGAGCUCGUCUUGCAAUCUACAAAGCUGCCUAUCCUUUCGGUGGAUACAUGUCAGAUGUGAUUGCUGCAGUCGACCAGGCAGUAGAGGAUGGGGUUAAUGUUAUAAGUCUUUCUAUGGCUCCUUCUUCAGUUUCACCUGGGCCAGCAUCUUUCCUCAAUUUGCUUGAGGCACAACUGCUCCUUGCCACAAAGGCUGGAGUGUCAGUUGUUCAGGCCGUUGGCAAUGCAGGACCCGAUGCAAACACAGUCGUCUCUUUCAGCCCAUGGAUAUUAAGUGUUGCUGCUUCAACGACAGACCGUAAGUAUAGAAAAUCAAUCAUAAUUGGCAAUGGGAAAGUAUUUUCUUGCGGCGCCCUUUCAGCUCCAACACCAGGUGAAACAAUGUACCCACUAGCAUGGGCUGAUGAUGUGGUCAAUGAGAAUUCAUCUGAUGGGUCUGUCAAUUGCCAAGAUCCAAAGAUCUUCAUCAGACCUCUUGUCCAGGGAAAGGUGAUUAUUUGCAUGUUCGACUCAUCAAGCUACUAUGAAGACGACCUCGACCUUGCUGGUGUCAUCGCUACGAUUGAGAGAAUUGGAGCUGCUGGAGUCAUCGUCACUGAUCGUUCUUCGGGUGACGUCGACAUUGAUUAUGAGCCUACAUUUCCCACAACAGUCCCUUCCGCCAUAGUUCUGAGGGGUUCCGACACGCGAGCUCUAUUUAGGUACUAUAACAACAACACGGUUCGAGAUGAACAUGGAAACGUGGUCAGCUUCGGAGCGACUGUACGGAUUACGGAGGGGCGGCGUGCAAGCUAUUCGGGAGAAGCACCAGUGGUGGCCGACUACUCCUCGAGGGGACCGGACGUGGAGAACGCACAGAUGCAGCCGGCAGAGGUGCUGAAACCGAACGUGAUGGCGCCAGGGAAUCUUAUAUGGGGAGCAUGGAGCCCGACGAGCAACGCGCUGCCAGAGAUCCAGGGCGAGAAGUACGCGCUGCUGUCCGGCACAAGCAUGGCCGCCCCGCACGUCGCCGGUGUGGUGGCCCUGAUCAAGCAGAGGCACCCGAGGUGGAGCCCCGCCAUGGUCAUGUCGGCGAUCAUGUCGACCGCGGACGUGACCGACCGCUCGGGCCGGCCGCUGACGGCGAGGGGCGACGACGGCUCCGUGGACCCCGCGACGCCGUUCGACAUGGGCGCGGGCGCCGUGAACGCGGCGCGCGCGCUGGACCCCGGCCUGGUGUUCGACGCCGGGUACAGCGACUACCUCCGGUUCCUGUGCGCGGUGCCCGGCGUGGACAACGCCGCUGUGCUGCGCGCGGUGGGCGCGCCGUGCCCUCCCCCACCGUCGCCGCCUGCGGGGGCGGGGGCGGGGGCGGCGCGGUGGUGCUCGGACCUGAACGCGGCGAGCGUGACGGUGGCGAGCCUGCUGGGGUCGCGGCGCGUGGACCGGCGCGUGACGAGCGUGGGCGCGCAGAACGAGACGUACAUGGCGUACGUGCGCGCGCCCGGCGGCGUGGCGGUGCGGGUGUCGCCGUCGCAGUUCGCCAUCGCGCCCGGCGCGGCGCGGACGCUGCGGAUCGUGUUCAACACCACCGCGCCGGGGAACGCGUUCAGCUUCGGGGAGGUGGUGCUCAAGGGCGACAAGAAGCACCGCGUCCGGAUCCCCCUCGCCGUCUACCCUGCCGCGGCACUGAGCCCAUGA